This is a messenger RNA of Prunus armeniaca (apricot), 813 nucleotides long. The record is from the annotation of a GenBank genome assembly. Lineage: Eukaryota; Viridiplantae; Streptophyta; Magnoliopsida; Rosales; Rosaceae.
AUGCAAGGUACCUGGGUGUUGGUACCUCCUCCUACUAAUACAAACAUUGUUGGUUCAAAAUGGAUUUAUAAGUUAAAAAGGCACUCCGAUGGUUCCAUUUCUAGAUAUAAAGCACGCCUAGUAGCUCAGGGUUUUAGUCAAGAGGCUGGUUUUGAUUAUGAAGAGACAUUUAGCCCAGUUGUUCGUCAUGCUACAAUUUGUAUCAUUCUCAGUUUGGCAGCUUACAAUCAUUGGUCUCUUUGCCAAUUGGAUGUAAAGAACACCUUCUUACAUGGGGAACUUGAGGAGGAAAUAUACAUGAAGCAACCUCAGUGGUUCGAAGAUCCUCACCAUCCUGACUAUACUCCUGCUAUUGUGGUUUUGUUACUCUAUGUCGACGAUAUUAUUCUCACUGGAUCAAAUCCACAUAUCGUUCAGGAGAUUUCCUAUAAGUUUAAUGGAGACAUCUUUGUCCGUCAACAAAAAUAUGCUACUGAUUUGCUAGGAAAGUCUGGGAUGAGUUCUUGUAAACCCUGUCCUACACCUCUGAAACCUCACACAGAGAUUUUACUCACUGAUGGUAUCCCUUUGAAGGAUCCAAAACAGUAUUGUAGCAUUGACAUUGCCCAUUUUGUUAAUAUGGUCGGUCAAUUCAUGAAUAAUCCUACCAAGCAUCAUUUCUUCUUGGUGAAAUGCAUUAUGCGUUAUCUACCGGGCACACUCAGCUAUGGUUUUACUUAUUCUGCUUCAGGUCCCUUACUCUUAUCUGCUUAUAGCGAUUCUGACUGGGCGGGUGAUAUUAACACUUGCAGAUUAACACUUGCAUACAAUUGA